Molecule: messenger RNA, 1425 nt
Organism: Copidosoma floridanum
Lineage: Eukaryota; Metazoa; Arthropoda; Insecta; Hymenoptera; Encyrtidae
Biological process (GO): regulation of transcription by RNA polymerase II
Cellular component (GO): nucleoplasm
Molecular function (GO): RNA polymerase II cis-regulatory region sequence-specific DNA binding; DNA-binding transcription repressor activity, RNA polymerase II-specific
Source: RefSeq, a predicted model, not a curated record
AUGGAUAACAGUCAAGAGCAGAAUUCUGGCUAUAAUAUUGAGAAUGGAGAAAUAUGUACUUUGGCUUCUAUGUUGAAGGAAUAUCUACGCGUUCAUACCAAAGAAAAGCCCUUCAGCUGUUCCAUAUGUCCACAAACCUUCACUUCCAAUGGAAGUCUUAAAAGACACCAAUUGAUUCACACUGGAGAAAAGCCAUUCAGUUGUUCCACAUGUCAACGAACCUUCACCACUAAAGACAGUCUGAAGAUACACAUGCAAAUUCAUACGGGCGAAAAGCCCUACAGCUGCCACAUAUGUUCGAAAAGAUUUCGAUGUAAAUUCUACUUUUCAAAGCACAUAAAAGCCCAUACUGGUGAUAAGGCUUUCACCUGCACAAUGUGUUCGAAAGCUUUCCUCCUCAAAUGCAAUCUUGUUGCACACAUGCGAACCCAUACUCACAAGAAGCCCUUCAGUUGCACAGUGUGCCCAAAAGCUUUUAUACACAAAAGUGAUCUCAAGAGACACGAGCUGAUUCAUACUGAUGAGAAGCCCUUCAGCUGCUCAGUGUGUGCGAAAACUUUCAGAGUAAAAUACAAUCUUGACAAACAUAUGGGAAUCCACUCUGACGAGAAGUCCUACAGCUGCUCCAGGUGUUCGGAAGCUUUUAGGUUCAAAAAACAUCUUAUGGCACACUUGCAAAUCCAUACUAUUAAGAAGCUCUUCAGCUGCCCCAGAUGUUCGGAAGCUUUUAGCCUCAAACGCCACCUUAUGACACACUUGGAAACCCAUACCGAUAAGGAGCCCUCCACUUGUACGGUAUGUUUUAAGUCUUACAAAUAUAAAACAAAUUUUAAGAAACACAUGAAAAUCCACGAAGAGGAGAGUUCCCGACGCAGCAGCAAUAAGUCCCCAUCAACUUUCGUCCAUGGCAAUGCAGUUGGUCUCGAAAAACAUGUCGAAGCCCCUCAUCGACGUACCCACGACAACAGACUAUGUCCACGAACCUUCAACCGAGAAGAUCAACUCUCAGUGCAUGUGGACAAUGAACACCCAAACGAGUGCCAACCAGUUUGUGGAUACGAGGAAUUGACGAGACGCAAGGACCAAGUUCGGAAUGAGAUGGUCGAAUACCCCCACGACUGCAGACUAUGUCCACGAACCUUCAACCAAGAAGAUCAACUCUCAGUGCAUGUGGACAAUGAACACCCAUACGCGUGCCAACCAGUUUGUGGAUACGAGGAAUUGACAAGACGCAAGGACCAAGUUCGGAAUGAAAUAGUCGAAUCCCUUCAACACACCCACGAUUGCAGACUAUGUCCACAAACCUUCAACCGAGAAGAUCAACUCUCAGUGCAUGUGGACAAUGAACACCCAUACGCCUGCCAACCAGUUUAUGGAUACGUGGAGUGGAUGAAGAGAAAAUGCCAUAGCCAUAGUAAGCGUUGA